Teleopsis dalmanni is the source of this 527-nucleotide messenger RNA. RefSeq names its product hormone-sensitive lipase-like. Gene Ontology annotation, cellular component: cytosol. The record is from RefSeq and is a predicted model, not a curated record. Gene Ontology annotation, biological process: triglyceride catabolic process. The transcript has 4 exons. NCBI's taxonomy places the organism in Eukaryota, Metazoa, Arthropoda, Insecta, Diptera, Diopsidae. Bases 1 to 447 code for a protein of 148 amino acids. Gene Ontology annotation, molecular function: sterol ester esterase activity; triacylglycerol lipase activity.
AUGCGCUGUUUAAAUAAUGCCGUUAAUAGUAUUUCAUCCACACUUUAUCGUUAUACGCAAUCGAGUGAGAUACGCAGUGGUUUAAGUCCAAGUCAUCAUCGUAUCAAGGAUUUACGUAAUAUGGAUGCUUUAAUUGCUCGUAGUCCAAGCGCGGAGUUUCAAUUUCGAGUGCCAAAGGAUCCAUUUUUAUCACCUUAUUGGGCUAGUGAUGAAUGGCUGUCAAAAAUGCCACAAACUAAGAUUUUGACUUUGGACAUGGAUCCAUGUUUAGAUGAUUGUGUGAUGUUUGCGCGAAAACUGAAAAAUUUAAAUCGUCCAGUUACUUUAGAAAUUCUUAAAGGCUUGCCGCAUGGAUUCCUCAAUUUUACAAUGUUCUCCAAUGAAGCGAUGGAAGGCUCUAAACAUUGUAUCAAUUGCUUGAAAGAACUGCUUAAACUACCUGAUUGAAGAAUAUCAACCAGUACAACAACAAAAUUAUAAAUUGACAAGUUUAAUAUAUUCGAAUAAAUAAAACGUUUAUAUACACA